Messenger RNA from Dipodomys ordii (Ord's kangaroo rat), 15528 nucleotides. It is a transcript of the gene Abca13, whose product is annotated as ATP-binding cassette, sub-family A (ABC1), member 13. Gene Ontology annotation, biological process: transmembrane transport; lipid transport. Bases 10 to 15201 code for a protein of 5063 amino acids. Gene Ontology annotation, molecular function: ATP binding; lipid carrier activity; ATP hydrolysis activity. The transcript has 62 exons. Gene Ontology annotation, cellular component: intracellular membrane-bounded organelle; membrane. NCBI's taxonomy places the organism in Eukaryota, Metazoa, Chordata, Mammalia, Rodentia, Heteromyidae. The record is from RefSeq and is a predicted model, not a curated record.
GCAGCAGGCAUGGGGCAGGCUGGAUGCCAGUUCCAAACCCUGCUCUGGAAGAACUGGCUGUGCAGGCUGCGCCACCCGGUCCUGUCCCUUGCUGAGUUCUUCUGGCCAUGCAUUCUGUUCAUGAUUCUGGUGGUACUUCGGUUUCAAGAACCUCCCAGGCACAGAGACACUUGUUACCUGCAGCCACGGGACUUGCCCAACCAGGGUGUUCUGCCCUUUGUCCAAGGACUCCUUUGUAACACGGGGUCAAGCUGCAGGAACUUCAGCUUUGAAGAUUCCAUGGCUCACCACUUUCGUCUGUCUAGGUUCCAAACUACAGCUUAUGACACAAAGAUCAACAGCCUGGUUUUUUUAAAAGAGAUACAGGAUCUGGCAGAGGACAUUUAUGAAACCAUGGACAAGGCAAAAACCUUACAGAAGCUUUGGGUUCAAAGAUCAGAGACACUAGAUUCUUCUCAUGGUACCAGUUUUUUAACAAUGGAUCUCAAUAAAACUGAGGAAGUGAUAUCAAAACUGGAAAUCCUCCACCAGCAACCUCAUAUCUGGAAUUUUCUACUAUCUCUGCCCAAAUUCCAUGUGACCAAUAUGCACAUGGAAGAUGGUAUCCAAGCGGUGGUACACUUUCUCCAGGCAGUUUCCAAUUCCUUAACAUCUCUGGGAGAUUUAGAUUGGCUACAAUACCACCAGACUUUCUCCCAGGUUUCCAAGAUUGUGCUCAACGUGACCAUCUCGACGCUGACAUUUCUGCAGCAAAAUGGAGCGGUAGUGAAUGAGUCAGCUUACCACCUCUCCCUGCAGAAUAUCGUCUGGGAUCCAGAGAAAGUCCAAUCUGAUCUCAAAUCCCGAUUUGGUUUUGAUGAUUUUCAAAUGGAACACAUCCUGAAUUAUUCAUCUGAGCUAAAGGAGAUUCCAACCGAUGGUUUCUUAGAGAGAAUGGUGUGCUCAGCCUUGUCCAGCACUUCUGAGGAUGAAGCUGAGACCAAGGGUCAUGGUGGAGAUUGUCAGCCUGAGUGGUCAGAAGCUAAAAACUAUCUCAUCCAUGCAAUCAGCUGGUUGCAACUCUACAAAGAGGUGUUUGACCAGUGGCUGCAGGGUGACCUGCUUCAGAAGAUGCUCACAGGCAUCAGACACAGUCUGGAGGACCUCCUGGACCAGUUUGAAGAAGAGAGUGAGCCAGAGAAGGUGGUCAGAGCCUUGCACACGGCACUGCUUCUCCUGAGUGACAGCUUGGCAGCUAACGACCCCGAAGACAGCCAUCUGUCUCCACACCUAUUUCACCAUCUACAGAUAUUUCAGAUUGUACUGCACAACCUGCCCCCGUGGCCACGUGUACAGAGACUUCAGCAGCUGGAUGAUGCUGUCAGAAAUGCCAUGGCCCAGGAUUUCCAUUUUGUCAAAGAAAUCCUUACUUCCCUGGAGACUUCAGCAAACGAUUCUGUACAGAGUGGACCAGACAGAUGGAAACUUAAAAAAGAUGAGUUCUUUGGCGAGUUAAAGCAGCUGCUGACAAAGAAUGCUACUGUUACCUGCCUCAAUGUGCACUCCUCCUCCGAAGCUCUCCUCACUUCUGGGAACUUUAGCAUCUUGGGAGACCUCUGGAGAUUGUUUUGUCACCAUUCUGUCAAUGAGACCAGUGUUUUAAACAAGUUGCUUGCUGCAGUAGAAGAUGCUGAUCAUAUUCUGCAAGAAGUCAUUACUGGGCACACAAAUACUUCAGCCACAGUAUCUGAAGGGAGGUUGGGCUGGAAGGAACUUGAGAUGCAGCUGUCAGAAGUGAGCCUUUCCUGUUCUCGGCUCUUCCAACCACCACGUGCUGAUGCCUCAAGUGUGGACGGUAUUUCUUGGGGUAGCUGUGAGCAUCAACUUGUCUCCACAGUAGUAUUUCACAUACUUGAAAAAGCCCAAAUAUACCUGGAACAAAUACCCUACUGGCAAACAUUCCUACGUUUCCUCAGGAUUACUUGUGAAGCAGUCCGAUAUGUGAAUAUGCAAGGAAGUUUCCAGAACAAUACAACUGUGUUCUCUGAGGACUCUCCUUGUUAUAAAGAAAACAUAGAUUGGAAACUCAUCAGCAAUAAUUAUUUUAUACUUUUAAAUAAUUUAAUGAAGUCUCCAAUAACUUCCAUUUCCAGGGCCUUAAAUUUCACAAAGCACCUUCUGGUAGUGGAAGAGACAUUGCUUGCCCAGGAAAAUGAACAGAAGAAAAUUUUUUCAUUACUUGUGGAAUUUUUGGAAGAAUUAUUGUUGCCUGUUCCUUCCAAUUCAUCUAUUGUUCCUGAAUUCUUGUCUAUCACUGAGAAUGUUCACAAUGGAAGCGUGCCAUGGAUAAAUCACAUGAAAAAUUUAGACAGAAACCCAUAUUCUAUUGAUACUCAGAAACUUCUGGAAUUUGGCAAACAGGUGACCAACAAAAUGCAAACUCUUGAAAGCCACUGGAUGAGGACAGAAUCCAAAAAUAUUUUGAGAUUCAUUGAAUUAAUGCUUCUUGAAAUUAACCCCAAACUGGUAGAAUUAUGGCUCUAUGGCAUUCCCGAAGGUGAAAGAGUUAAAUUAGAAGCACUCUCUACUCUCUUAAAAUUUUCAGUUCCAGAAAAUGAAAGGAUUCUUAAUACAAGUUUUAACUUGUCCAGGUUGAUCCAUUCAGAUUUGCCCAGCCCACCAACUGUGAACAUGGAGUUUGUAUAUUUAAGUGAAACUAUAAUAAAUGGUCUCUAUGAAUUCGGAUUCCUGAGCCAGGAAGAAGUUUCUAAAGCUCUAGACACAGUCUACGUGAUUAAAAAUAUGUCUCGUCUUUUCUUAGCCCUUUCUGAACCCCCAAAGCAGGAAGUUGAAAAAAUUUUGACUCAUCUCUACCUGAAUGUCUUUAACAACAAAGAUUCAAGUUUACUUCUGCAGAUUUAUUCUUCAUUUUACCAACUUAUUUAUCAAUUCUUGAGCAUUCAGAGUAGAGAGUCUUUGAUAACUUAUCUGACCCAAAUCUCCAGAAAUAUUUUGGACAUCGUUAAGCAAUUUAAUUUCCAAAACAUCAGCAAUGCAUUUGCAUUUUUAUCAGAGACAGCAGAAUUUCUUGGGAGGAUUUCUGAAGUUUCUUACUGUCAACAGUUGCUUUCAAUUUUUAAUUUUUUAGAGCUUAAAACCCAAUCUCUGAAGUCUAGCAAAGACAGAGAGUUGGAAGUGAUCCAUAGUACUUUGAUAGGCCUCAAACAGUUGCUAGUAGUAGAUGAAGAUUUUCGUGUUUCUUUGUUCCAAUAUAUGAGCCAACUCUUCAAUGGCUCAGAACAAGCCUUGCUGAAUAAUGAAUGCUUUAUUAUUUUGGAUAACUUUUCUUCUAUGAAUUAUUCAACAAAUGAGGGGACUUCCUUCACUCUUCCAUGGGAGAGAAAAUUUUCUAAUUUUUCAGGAAAUAUCAGUGUGUUCAACGAGUUCAUGGCUGUUCACUGUACUCUAUCAUGGCUUCAAAUGUGGACAGAGAUCUGGGCAAGCAUUUCUCACAUAUUUAAAUUUGAACUGCAUAUUUUCCCUCCUCUUCAUGUUGGUCUCACUCAGCUUUUGGAUGAAUUAGAAAAUGACGUGAACAUUUCUAAAAGCUGCCAGGGAGUGUUUCUGACCCAUCAUACUGCUAGACUCAUCUUAAAUUUGUUAAAAAACUUAACACAAGCCAAUGACUUCCAUGAUUGGAAUUCUCUCCUGUACCUCAGGAAUCUGUGGGUAGCAGUAGAUGAUAAGUUAGUUACAGUAAAAUCACUUAACUUGGAUGAAGUAGAGAAAUCAUUCUUUGCCAUGAAAACUGCCCUACACCAGCUAAUGUCAGCCCCAUUGAAAACAAGUGCAAGCAGGGAGUUUAUAUAUUCUCUGCUGGAAGUUUUCACCAGGUUAAGCAAUCCCACAAAGUAUAUGGGCAGAAAUGUAGAUUUGAUAAAUGACGAUCUUUUAAAAAAUCUCACAGAUUGUGGAGCCAAAUUUGAAAGUGUUAUUAAUGAACUAAGAAAAACAAUAACAUUUUUUAGAAAUGUAUCAUAUGAUCAAGAUUUAUUGUCCUGUGCUGAUGUUUUCCAAAAAGUUAUUUCAUUGAUUUUGGAAGAUGGCUUAUUGGAUGUAAAUACUUCCCAGAGGGCUGUACAGAUUCUGGCUAUAUUAAAUUCCACAUUUUCUUCUGAAAACACAGUUAGUAUACUAAAAGGGUGCAUUACAUGGAUAGAUGUCAUAAACCAUAUAUAUGCCAUGUCUAACUCAAGUUUCUUUCUGGGGUCUUUUCAUAGUACUUUGAGUAAUUUAAGGGAUAUUGAAAACACAAUGAACUCUACAUUUAAAAUUCUAACUUGGUUAUUCAAUACAAAGGAAAGGCUUUGUUCUUUAAAUGAGUCUACUAUAAAUUGUAUAAAUAUUUACUUGAAAGACCUGGCUGACUUUCUAAAUAUUAUACUUAAUCCAGUCUUGGAAAAAGAGAGGGUACCAGAAUUUGAGAUUUUAUUAGCUCUUUUAAAUGAUUCUACAAACCAAGUAAAGAUGAUUAUCCAUAACUUAACAAGGGACUUUGAUUUCCUCUCCCAAUCCAAUUGGAAACAUUUUAAUGAAUUACUUCUAACACCUGUAGAUACAUUAGAUGGAAUUCCCAAUCAGUUUCAAAACAUAUGGCUGCAUAUAACAACACUGGGGAAGGAAAUACAGAAACGCUUACAAGAUUUUUCUCCUGCUAUCCUGGAAAGAAAUUCCUUUCCUAGUAUGAAAAAACUUUUUGGAAUAUUUUCCACCAGUCCAAAGGAAAAGGAUAUAAACAAUUUGCGCAACUCCAUUUAUCAUUUAGCUAAUUAUUUUGCCUUCAGCCUAACUCAUGAUCUCCAAAAUUCAUCAGAAAGUACUCCACAUGAAUUAGUGAAAGCUUCGGGUCUUGUUAUUCAGUUGAUUAGGGAUGUGUUCAACUCCUUGAUGCCUGUGGUCCACUCCAAUACUCCACAAAAUAUGAGUCAUGUUCGAGUUUUAAAUAAAGUGACUUCCCUCAUGCAUGCUCUCAAGAAGGCCGACAUAGACUUAUUAGUUGACCAACUUGAGCAAAUCAGUGAAGGCCUAAUAGAUUUCUUUAAGAAUCUUAGUAGAUUAGGUCCUGACAAUUCAGGGGUCAACUUACUCAUUGGCUUGGUGGAAAAAUUUAUGGCUGGUUCACACUCAUGGAAUGUUAAUCAUCUGCUGCAACUCUCUCGGCUAUUUCCUAAAGAUGACAUGAAUGCUGUGGUGGAUUUAUAUUAUGCUCUUCCUCAUAUUACGGGGCUCCUCCAGGGAAUUGCUGAUAAAAAUAUCACAGAGAGCCUCAAGGAUAUCUAUAACUUCACACUCCUUCAUGGUAUAAGCACUGCCAACAUCACCAAGGAAGACUUUGCCACUGUGAUCAAAACUCUUCUAGAUGUCAUUGAGUUAAUAUCAGACCAACCAGCCCUUGUGUCCGAAGCUCUAACUUGCUUUCCUGUGGUUUGGUGCUGGAAUGGUACAGCAGGGUUUCAGCAGAAGUCAAAGUUAGAAACUUGUAAUAUCCAUGGCUUUAUGUCUUCUUCUUUUUAUGAAAAAGUGACCAACAUCCUUGACCAUCUCCACCUGUCUCCUCUUGGUGAAGAGUCACAGUGUUCAAACGAAAGCUCUAGAAUUGAAAUGACUAGGAAAGUGGUCUGUGUAAUACAUGAAUUAGUGGACUGGAAUUCUAUUCUUAUAAAUCUGUCUGAAGUCUUCCAUAUUCAAACUCCACUUGUGAAAACAGUACAAGGAUUUUGGCACAGGAUCUUACCAUUUGUUUCACCUUUUGGAAAUCAAAGUAAUGACAGCAUCCACGAAGCUUGUCCUGGUGGUCCCAUGAAACAGGUUGCUUUGAAAAUAAUAGAAAAACUAAAGCAUCUGAGCUUUACAAAAGGUACAUCAAGUGAAAAUAUUCUUACUAAAUUAGCUGAUUUAAACAAGAUUAUUAACAUUACCAACGGUGCAGAGAUAGCUGCCCAUGAUAAUAUUCUUUUAAACUUGGAAAGGAUAGUCAAAUUGAUUUCUAGAGAUAGGUAUCUAGAAAAUAGUACUCAUUAUUUACUGUCUCCAUUUUUAUUUCUUCUGAAUGCAAAUCUUACAUACAAUAGUUUAGAAACUGUAUCAGAUUUUAUUAAGAAAAGAAAAUCAACUAACAACUUUGAAGAACUGUGGGUUUACUUCAAACAAAUCAUGAAAGACUUAACCCACAACUUUAGUGUCAAGCACCUGUUCUCUGAACUUAACAAAGAAAUCCAAGACAUAAAUUCUGUGGACCCUCCAAAUAUAACUCUGAAACUUACCCAGUUUUUGGAAAUCCUAAAUUUAUCAACAUCAAAGGCAUUAGGAAUUAUUGAAGAUUUCCUAUUGGUGACAAAAAACUGGCUUUCUGUGUAUGCGAAUGAAGAUUAUUCCCCACUGAUGCAAACAUUACUAGCUACUAUGGACAAUGAAAAUUCAACUGAUGUUAUAACUAUGCUGACUAAAGAUAUCACUAGCAACCUGGGGUAUCUAAAAGACAUUUCUAGGGAAAACAAUUCUGACAUUGCCACUCUCACACAGCUGCUUAACGAAGAGCAACUAAGUAAUUUCUCUGUUGUACAGCUACUUCUUGUCAACAUUCUAAUUAAUUCUUUCAAUAACUUAGCAUCAGGUUCUCAAGUAACAGCUCCAAAUUUAGGUGAUAGUGAUCUCCAAAUGAUGAAUUUCAUUAACCUCACCCUGGAUCAUUUACAGUCAGAAAAAGGUGGGGAGAUAGUUCUCCCUCUGCGAAGUAUAAUGGAUUUCAUGGAAGAGCUUUUGAGAACAUUCUCCCUAAAAGAAAAAUCUGGGAACAAAAUUUCUUUCCUGCUGAAAGGCUUCCACAAAGAUGUUAUUGCAGAAAUGAGCUUUAUCUCAAAAGAUAAAAUUCGAGAGGUACUGAAAUUGGAUCAAUUUCUUACACUGAUGAAUGAAUACAGAUUGAUGAGCUUUUUCUCAUGGUUAAAGGGAACUAUAUUUCAUCUAAUCAGAAGCUCAUUUAUGUUAAACAGUGGAGAAUUUUCUUUUGAUAGCCAACGAGGACUGACAUUUGUACGAGAUUUAUUUCAUGCCCUUCUAAGGGAAACUUCACUGCAAAAUGAGACUGAAGAUAAUCCAGACUUCCUUAUGGUGGUGAGUGAACUGCUUUUCCAUAUGAAUAACUCUGAGAAACUCAUCAACCUCAACCAAAAUCUUACUUCCAUCCUUCACCUUGUGAGAGAAAUUUCCACAGAGAUGUCAAAUCUUAUGGACAUUCUUUCAAAGUCUCAUAAUCAAGACUUCCAGACCUCUUUUCUUGCACUCCAAAAACUUGUACUUGCUGACCUAACCAACUUGCUUUCCUUUAUAAAGGACUCAUUUCCUCUAAGAAAUAGAGAAACAUUAGAACUCACUAAGAGGUUACUCGAUGUUAUCUCUAGAGUUGAUAAAGAAAGUCAUGACCUGGAGCCCCUCUUAGAAAUGUCUAGAAUCCUCACCAUGCUGCUGAAUGGCAGUGCUGAGCUGAGAGAUAUUGCCACAGAUAUGGACUUUGCUGUGAAACUUCUUAAGCUAGCAAAGAAAGUUUCAGGGAAGAUGGCCACCAUCUUUGAAACUCAUUUUGUCCCCAACACUCAGGAUACCGUGGACUUCUUUAAUAUUUUCUAUUCUGUCAUGCAGCAAAGUGUCCACCAUCUUGUGAAGGAAAGAAUUCCUUUGAGAAAAGUAGAUUAUGUGACAUUUGAACAGAUGAAUGAUUUGCUGAUGCCAUUUCUUGACUUGACCUUUGGGAUGUUGGGGGUGAAGCCCAAUAUUUCACAGGACUCUGACGUUUUCAAUAUGUCAUCUAGUGUAGUCUCAAUUGUGAGCCAAUCCAAUGACUUUUCUAAUAUUUUGGAAGAAAUAUCUGAGUUUUUAACUUCAAUGGAAAUCAAUUUGGGAGAUUUGGAGCAUCUUGUGGUGGCAUUUAAUAAUGGGACUCAAAUAUUUUCUAUGGAUUCUGUCAACUUGGGGGAAGAAAUUUUGAAUUGCUUAGUUCCUAUCAAUAACAUCACCCACAAAAUGAACUUUUUAAAGCUUAAUCCAAUUUCCUCUCAUCGUAGUCCUCAAGAUACAAUAUGGGAAAAAAUCUAUGAACCGUUUCAUUUGGGGGAUGGAAUGUUAACAGAAAAUAGCACAAAAAUAGGGAAAUCUUUUAAAAUGAUACUUGAUCUCACAUUAGAAGCCCUUUGGAAUAGCUUAAAAAAGGACAAUUGGGAAGCUUUUAAUCUGCUGCAGGCAUUGGUUGAUCGUUCAGAUAACCUGUUCAGAAUGAUAGAAACAGUUGUAGAGACCUCCGGUGGAAUUACAAGUGAAGAUGGAGAUGAUUUAAGCAAAGAUUUACUUUUCAACAUGUCUUUGACUCAGGAUAUCACUCAUCAUCAACUUGAAACAGCAAUCCAAAAUUUGCUAGAUUGGCUAGUUCUCUUAGGAAACCCCCCCCUCCCAGACAACUCUCAGUGGCUGAAUUCCAUAAACACGUCAUUCCAUCAAUUUUUUGAAAUCUAUCUUAAUGCAACUACUGGAAAGAAUGUCGUGUUACCAAAAGAAGAGAUGAUAGAUUUCCCGUAUAACCUCAAACCAUUAUCACCGUUCAGUACAUACUUGAAGAGAUUACUUCUAUUCAUUGGAUAUUGGCAAAAGGUUCUACUGGCAGAUCAAAGUGUUGUUGACAUGUGCCAAGCUUUCCAGCAGCUAGAGAUGUCCUCAGAAGACAUGGAGGUGCUGCAGAAAGCCAAGAUGAUUGCUCUACGUGUGCUCAUCAUCUUUGCAGACAACCCUUCCUUGACCAAGGAUGUUCUGUGUGCCACUCUGAACUGCAAGCUAUGUGAGACAAGGCAUCUUGUUUUAGCUGUCAUACAAGGAGUCACUGUUGUGUACACACACUACCAGGAAAUUGAAAAGAGAUGGUCGGCAUCCAGUCAACUAAAUUGUGAAAGUCUUAUCAGGAAUCUUUCUCAGACCUUAGAACACUUCACAAGCAACUUGGAUCACAUCACCAACCAAGACUGCAUGUGCCAACCCCCACUGGAAACUGUUGAGCAACAUGUGCGUGUGUUGGCCAAAAGCUUCAAGGAGAGUUGGUUGUCGGGCAAUGCCAUUAUCUCUUUUCUUAGCAAUUUCACUGUCACAGAGGAUGUGAAAAUAAAAGAUUUGAUGCGGAACAUCACCAGGUUAAUGGAAGAGCUUCAAUCUUCCAUCCACAUCUCCAAUGAAACCAUCCACACUAUCUUAGAGGCAAACAUUUCCCACUCACAGAUUCUCACCAGUGUCCUCACUGCAGCUUUUUCUGGAAAGUGUGACCAAAAAAUUCUUCAUCUCCUGCUGACAUUUCCUGAGGAUGAAAAGUCUUGGCUUGCUGUGAAGGAGCUCUGUGGCUUGCCUGGGUCUGUAGUAUAUACUCUGAUUGUGGCCAUGAGUCAGAACCUGAACCUGCGGACUUUUGUUUACAAAGCUCUGAUACCUCCUGAAGCAAAUGGCCUGCUCAAGUCCCUGUUGGAUGUCAUUUCCAGCCUCAACUCCCUGCUUGAUAGAGCCCAGCAUGUAUUCCAGUACCUUCCAGAAUUUCUUCACUCAUUGAAAAUCACUGCCUUGCUAGAUAUGCCAGACUUUCCACAGAUUUCACAGAAUGGCCAAGCUAGAAGUUCAGCCUUUGAUUCUUUCCAGUCCAUGAUGAAGCUGGUUUGUAAGGAUCAAACAUCUUUUCUGAGCAAUUCGAACAUGUUCAUUAACUUACCCAGAGUCAAUGCACUCUUGGAAGAUGACAAAGAAAAGUUCAACAUUCCUGAAGACUCAACACCAUUUUGCUUGAAGCUUUAUGAGGAAAUUCUACAGUUUCCGAAUGGUGCUUUGGUGUGGUCCUUCCUAAAACCUAUACUACAUGGAAAAAUAUUGUAUACACCAAACAUUCCAGAGAUUAAUAAGGUCAUUCAAAAGGCCAAUUAUACUUUUUAUUUUGUGGACAAGCUAAAAACUUUAUCAGAAACAGUGCUGAAGAUGUCCAGCUUUUUCCAGGGAAGUGGAAAUGGACAGAUGUUCAACCAGUUGCAAGAUGCCCUGAGAAACAAAUUUAUAAGACACUUUGUAGAAAGCCAGUUACACAUCGAUGUGGACAAACUCACAGAAACUCUGCAGACUUAUGGUGGAAUGCUAGAUAAGAUGUUUAACCAUGCAGGGGCUGGACACUUCCAGUUCUUGGGCGGUAUCUUGGUCAAUCUCUCAUCCUGCGUGGUAUUGGACCGUUUCCAGCCUAUGGAGUCUGUUGAUGCUCUGGAGACUAAAGUCCAUGAACUCACGCAGCAGAACAACUUCCUGGCCAGUGUUAUCUUCAACAGUUCCUUAGCACACAGGCACAUCCGAUCAGCAUCUCUCAAAUUGCCACCCCAUGUCACAUACACAAUUCGGACCAGCGUUUUAUACAGCAUGAGGACAGAUUUGAUUAAAAACCCUUUUUGGAAGUUUCAUCCUCAGAAUCUCCCAGCAGAUGGAUUUAAAUAUAACUACAUCUUUGUCCCACUGCAAGACAUGAUUGAAAGGGCAAUCAUUAUGGUGCAGACUGGGCAGGAAGCCCUGGAGCCGACUACGCAGACACAGGCAGCCCCCUAUCCUUGCCACACCAGUGACCUAUUCCUGAACAAUGUUGGCUUCUUUUUUCCACUGAUAAUGAUGCUGACUUGGAUAGUGUCUGUGGCCAGCAUGGUCCGGAAACUAGUUUAUGAGCGGGAGAUCCAGAUAGAAGAGUAUAUGCGGAUAAUGGGAGUGCAUCCAACCAUCUAUUUCCUGGCUUGGUUUCUGGAGAACAUGGUUGUGCUGACCCUGAGCAGCAUUGCUCUGGCCAUCAUUCUGAAAAUAAGUGGUAUCUUCAUGCACAGUGAUGCCUUUAUUAUUAUCCUCUUCUUCCUGGAUUUUGGAGUGUCAGUUGUCAUGAUGAGUUACUUCUUGAGUGCGUUUUUCAGCCAAGCUAAUACCGCAGCCCUAUGUACCAGCCUGGUGUAUAUGAUCAGUUUUCUACCCUACAUUGUCUUGUUGGUCCUACAUAACCAAUUAAGUUUUGCCAUUCAGACACUACUGUGCCUCCUCUCAACAACUGCUUUUGGGCAAGGAGUAUUUUUCAUUACAUUCCUAGAAGGACAAGAGACGGGCAGCUCCCCUGGAGAAGUAAAGCUCAGUACAAACACAGGGUCCUUGCUCAAAUUAGUGUACCCAAUUACACUUGGUGACGUAAUUGGGGUCUUUUCGAGUGCUUUUAGAUUACAUAGAAAAGUCAUAAUUAAUUUUAAUUCUGUUUUAUUUGUAUCUCAUUCAUUAGGAACUUUUGGUUUACAGAAACCCUGGUAUUUCCCCUUUACGGCAUCCUAUUGGAAGAAUAUAUGUGGUUUGAUGGAGAAACGGCAGCAUUCUCAAAGUUCUAGUUUGUUCUUCUCCAAUGAAAACUUUGGCAACAAAGGGGCAACACACCAAAACAAGGCCGGAGAAGUUGAAGGAGUCCUUCCUGGAGUUAGUCUGGUUUCUGUGAACAAGGAAUAUGAAGGCCACAGGUUGGCUGUUCAAGACCUCACCCUUACCUUCCACAGAGGCCAGAUCACUGCCUUGUUGGGAACCAAUGGUGCUGGGAAAACCACCAUCAUAUCUAUGUUGACAGGCCUCUACCCCCCCACUUCCGGAACUAUCUUGGUCAAUGGCAAGAACCUGCAGACAGACCUGUCCCAAAUAAGAAUGGAGCUGGGGGUAUGUCCUCAGCGGGACGUUCUUCUGGACAACCUCACUGUCAGAGAACACCUGCUGCUCUUUGCUUCCAUAAAGGCACCUUGGUGGACCUCCAAGGAACUACAGCAGCAAGUCAAUAAAACUCUUGACAAAGUGGGGUUAACUAAACAUCAACACAAACCUAUCUGGGCCCUAUCUGGAGGCAUGAAGAGGAAGCUAUCCAUUGGCAUUGCCUUCAUGGGCACAUCGGAGACCGUGAUUCUGGAUGAGCCCACUAGUGGGGUGGAUCCUUGCUCCCGUCGCAGCAUCUGGGACAUUCUGCUCAAGUACCGGGAGGGUCGUACGAUCAUCUUCACGACCCAUCAUCUGGAUGAAGCUGAGAUGCUCAGUGACCGUGUGGCCAUCCUCCAGCAAGGGAGGCUCAGGUGUUGUGGGCCUCCUCUCUGCUUGAAGGAGGCUUACAGCCAGGGUCUCAGUCUGAUGCUCAUAAAACAACCCUCUUUUCUAGAGGCUCACGAUGCCAAGGAUGUAGCUCGCAUUACAUCCCUGAUACAGGUCUAUGUUCCACAAGCAGUUCUCAAAGACAGCAGUGGUGGGGAACUGACUUAUACCAUCCCUGAGGCUGCAGACAAGACCUGCUUCAAGGGGCUCUUCCAGGCUCUGGAUCAGAACUUACAGCAAUUACGCCUGACAGGGUAUGGGAUCUCAGACACCACCUUGGAAGAGGUGUUUUUGAAGCUUUUGCAAGAUUCCAACAAGAAAUCUCCCAUUGCUCUGGGGACCAUGUUAGAACCUCAAAAUCAGAGGCCUACUGGACCUCUAGUUGGCUACUGUGACUCUCCUGCAUGGAAUCCACCAGAGAAGACCUUAUCUGUGCCCAUGCAGGGCCACCAGCUGCUUCUGGCACAGGUGACUGCCCUCCUGAGGAAGAGGUUAUGCCACACUCUGCGGGCCUGGAAAAGCACCAUCUCCAACCUGCUGCUGCCUGUUCUCUUUGUGGCCUUGGCCAUGAGCAUGUUUAUGGUACAGCCUUUGGCCACCACCUACCCUCCCCUCAAACUGACACCUGGCCAUUAUGAAAGUGCAGAAACCUAUUUUUUCAGUAGUGGAAAAGACAACAUGGACCUCACCCACGUGCUAUUGCAGAAGUUUGAAGAUCGUGAUCCUCUCUGUGGUGAUUUAGAUGCAGCUCUAAAGAAUUCUUCCCGCUGGCAUAGAGAUCCCUAUUCUAGACCUGCAUUCCAGGACUCCUGUGGCUGCCCGAAGUGUCCAAAUCGAAGUGCUCCUUACCUGACCAACUGCCUGGGCCACACACUGCUCAAUCUCUCAGGCUUCGAUGUAGAGGAGUACUUGCUGCAGCCAUCGGAGAAACCCAGGCUUGGAGGUUGGUCUUUUGGAGUGGGGGUCCUUAAUGAAGUUCAAGACUCAAGUACAAAUACAUUAAAACCAAGAACUCUGGCAAAGGUGUGGUAUAAUCAGAAGGGUUUCCACUCCUUACCUUCCUACUUAAAUCAUGUAAACAACCUUAUUCUGUGGCGACAUUUACCUCCUGCUGUGGACUGGAGACAAUACGGCAUAACACUCUAUAGCCACCCAUAUGGAGGGACCUUGCUGAAUGAAGACAAGAUCCUGGAGAGCAUCCGUCAGUGUGGAGUUGCCCUCUGCAUUGUGCUGGGAUUCUCUAUCUUGUCUGCUUCAUUUGGCAGUUCUGUGGUGAGGGACAGGGUGACCGGAGCCAAAAGGUUGCAGCACAUAAGUGGACUUGGUUACAGGACAUACUGGUUCACCAACUUCUUCUAUGACAUGCUCUUUUACUUGGUUUCUGUCUCCCUGUGUGUUGCCAUUAUUGCUGCCUUCCAGUUAACAGCUUUUACUUUCCGUGAGAACUUGGUGGCCACGGCCCUCCUGCUGAUACUUUUCGGAUAUGCCAUGCUUCCAUGGAUGUAUCUGAUGUCCAGGAUAUUUUCAAGUCCAGAUGUGGCUUUUAUCUCCUACAUCUCUUUGAAUUUCAUCUUUGGUCUGUGCACCAUGGUGAUGACCACCAUGCCCAGGCUCCUGGCCAUCAUCUCCAAAGCUCAGAAUUUACAGAACAUCUACAAUGUGCUCAAGUGGGUAUUCACUAUUUUCCCUCAAUUUUGCCUGGGACAAGGACUGAUAGAACUCUGCUACAAUCAGAUCAAAUAUGACCUGACCCACAAUUUUGGCAUCGAUUCCUAUGUGAGUCCCUUUGAGAUGAGCUUCCUGGGCUGGAUCUAUGUAGUACUGGCCUUGCAGGGAACACUUCUUCUCAUCCUGAGGCUUCUGCUGCAUUGGGACCUGCUGUGGCGGCCAAGGGGUCACACUGUCCUCAAACAUACCAUGAAGUUUUCAAAGGAUAGAGAUGUGGAAAAAGAGCAAACGAGAGUGUUUGAAGGAAGGACCAGUGGGGACAUCCUUGUAUUAUAUAACCUUAAUAAAAGUUACAGAAGCCUUUUCAAAAAGACCACUGCUGUGGAAGAUGUUACUGUGGGAAUACCCAAAGGAGAGUGUUUUGGGCUCCUCGGGGUGAAUGGAGCUGGGAAGAGUACUAUGUUCAAAAUGUUGAAUGGUGAAAUUCAUCCGAGCUCAGGACGUGCUGUCAUCCGGACACCCCUGGGAGAUGAUGUUGAUCUGUCUUCUGCGGGAGAGGUGGGUGUCCUCAUUGGCUACUGUCCACAGCAAGAUGCUUUGGAUGACUUCUUGACCGGUUGGGAACAUCUCCAUUACUACUGCAGUUUACGCGGGAUUCCAAAGCAGUGCAGCCUGGAGGUGGCUGCAGACCUCGUGAGGCGCUUACACCUCGAAGCUCAUGCAGACAAACUCGUAGCCACCUAUAGUGGAGGAACCAAGCGGAAGCUGUCCACAGCCCUGGCCCUGGUUGGGAAACCUGACAUUCUUUUAUUGGAUGAGCCUAGCUCUGGCAUGGAUCCCUGCUCUAAACGGUACUUGUGGCAAACAAUUAUGAAGGAGGUUCAUGAAGGCUGUGCUGCAGUGCUGACCUCUCACAGCAUGGAAGAGUGUGAAGCCCUUUGCACCAGGCUGGCCAUAAUGGUUGAUGGCAAAUUUAAGUGUCUUGGCUCCCCUCAACACAUUAAAAACAGGUUUGGUGAUGGUUACACAGUCAAAAUUUGGCUCUCAAAGGAAGCAGAUCAACCUGAUACUAUUUCUGACCAUUUAAAGCUCCAUUUUCCAGGAAUCCAAUUUAAGGGACAGUGUCAUAAUUUAUUGGAAUACCACGUUCCCAAAACAUGGGAGUGUUUAGCUGACUUAUUCAAAGUUCUAGAGAACAAUAAGACUCUCCUGAACAUCAAGCAUUAUUCCAUUAAUCAGACCACAUUGGAACAGGUGUUUAUUAACUUUGCUGGUGAGCAGCAGCCAACUUUGCAAUCUACUCCUGAUCUGUAUGCUAACAGCCAACACCUGUCUCACCUGCCUGUGUAAACCACUGAUGAAGCCUACCUUGUCUUCCACUGCAAUUGAUAUUCAAGAAUCAAACAUUAUCUCCAGUGCUCAGGAUCUUGACGGCAGGAAAAUUAUAUUUUCUCCUUCAUUGUCUAUUUUGAAACUGUUUAACAAACAGCCAACGGAAAGGUCAUUCUUUCUCACAUACCUUUGGGAGUUCCUCCAAUACAUUUACUCUGUUUGUUAACCCAGGUAGUAUUAGCUUUUUGGGAGGAAAACAUGAAGAGUCCAAUUAGAGAAGUUCUGGAAUGAGGUAGGCCAUCCAUAGUUUGUCAUGUCAAGGAUUUAAGACACUACUUUUUUUUU